AACAGUUUCUGCUUUAUUUUCUUAUCAUUCGCAUCACGUGUAUGUGUUCUGUUCUAUAGCCCACCCAAGAUGCCCACGAUUCCAUUACAAGAAUGGACAGGGGAAUGUCUAUGCCUAAUAUGUUGGAAUAUAAAGUGUACCCAUAUGAAAUGCUCACUGUCGCCAACAGAGGGCGUACUAAGCUCCCGAAGGAUGUGGACAGGUCGAGACUGGAGCGCCACUUGGCUCCCGAGACAUUCUUUGACAUUUUUGGGAUGGAGAUCCACGAGUUUGACAGACUUCCUCUUUGGAAGCGCAACGACAUGAAGAAGAAAGCGAAGCUCUUCUAGCUAGCAGAUUGUGCAUGUUUUAAUUUAUCAGUCACUCAUCUGAUGUAUUAGAGCUAUUAGUCUGAUUUACUUUUCCUUUAUUGUUAUUAUUAUUGUUUGCAUCCAAUUACAAGCACAAAAAAGUUUUAUUUUGCUUCAAAAAGACCACUUUUUAUUUUCCCAAAUAGAUAUCUUUAUCUUUAAAAUGAGUGAGUGUUUGAAUAUGAACAAAAUGAGGUGCGCGUGACCCCUAGAUCCGAACUCAGGAGCGAGGGGAGCUGAUGGUGUGCCUGUGCUCAUUAAACCUGCCUCCAGGAGCAGAGAGAUUUAUCCUCCUCCCUCCUGCCCCUCUUGUAAAACAGGACUAUAAUUUUUUAGAUGGGGAACCGGGGCUGUCAGCAGGGAUCGCCCUCUAAACAGGCCGUUAAGGUGGUGUAGUUGUUGGGAUCCCUGGAGCCCCCCUGCUGCUGAGGACCUAACGAGACCUUUGAAGUGCAUUAAAAGCGGGAAAUGAGAGCUACUGAAGAUCCUCCACCUGCGGAGCCGAGGUUCUGGAAAGCAUUAGAAACUGAAAUCUGCGUCCUCUCCCACCAGAACUCUGCCGCCUCGUCACAAUCCUAAAAAAAAAAAAAAACAUCCUACAUGUAAUUGUAGCAAGCAUGUUCUCACCUUAGCCAAAGCCCAAACAGCACUCAAGAUAGACAAGUUCUUUAUCAAAAACAUUUUUGAUAGUAAGAAGAGGAGGUAGUGUUUGUUAUUAUUAUUACUUAUAAAUUAAAAAUGUCAAUAACUUUAUAAAAAAAAUAUUAUUAAAUUUUACCACUAGAGGUCAGGCGUGGGAGGAUAACAGACAUCGGCCCGCUCUGAAACGGCCUCAGACAAUCCGUUUGUUUUGACUUCCGGUUUUUCUGCAAUAUUUAACCAUAUUUUAUUUUUAAUAAAGCAAGAACAGCCUUUGAAAUGACUGCCUCGGAGGUGUUUCAAUACUGCCACUGUGUUGACUUGGGAUUGUCGGAGCUGUAGCCAUAGCAUUUGUGCCAGGUGUAGACUCGAUAUCAGGGCCGUAUCUCGUUGUCGUUAUUGCUGCCGAAUAAUGCUGUUCCCAUAGACACUGCUUGCAGAUGGAUUAUGGGCCGCCGUUGGCUAUUAUUCAAAAGCAGUUUCCUGUGUUACUAGCAGGGUUAAUGACAGAGAACUAGGACAUAUUACAGCAUUGUGCUUUUAUAGUAGGCCUAUUACAAAACAUACGACUAUAACAAGUGUGAUUACUAUAAACAGACCUGUAUGUCACUUUAAAACAGAAUGAGUUGGUUUUGAUACCCCCCACUGUGUACCUCGCCCUUUUUCUGUCUUUUUUGAGGGAAAGAUUUGAUGAAAAUGGUGUAAGCUCUGCUGAGUAAUAAAACUCUGCUUCAGAUCA
Rhinichthys klamathensis goyatoka is the source of this 1728-nucleotide messenger RNA. RefSeq names its product actin-binding LIM protein 1-like. Lineage: Eukaryota; Metazoa; Chordata; Actinopteri; Cypriniformes; Leuciscidae. Bases 93 to 329 code for a protein of 78 amino acids. Gene Ontology annotation, molecular function: actin filament binding. Gene Ontology annotation, biological process: cilium assembly; lamellipodium assembly; cytoskeleton organization. Gene Ontology annotation, cellular component: actin cytoskeleton; stress fiber. The record is from RefSeq and is a predicted model, not a curated record. The transcript is spliced from 3 exons.